Messenger RNA from Diorhabda sublineata, 1793 nucleotides. RefSeq names its product trace amine-associated receptor 3-like. The coding region runs from base 162 to 1721 and encodes 519 amino acids. Gene Ontology annotation, biological process: G protein-coupled receptor signaling pathway. Gene Ontology annotation, cellular component: membrane. The transcript is spliced from 8 exons. The record is from RefSeq and is a predicted model, not a curated record. Lineage: Eukaryota; Metazoa; Arthropoda; Insecta; Coleoptera; Chrysomelidae. Gene Ontology annotation, molecular function: G protein-coupled receptor activity.
AUUAAUUUUCCGUUCUCUGCACUGUUAAAGCGACUUAUUGUUGACAAUAUCGUGAAGUGCGCUCCGUUUCCAACUCCGUCACUCCAUGGACUGGACAAUUUUUGUUUACAGAGGUAUAUCAGCAAUGCGAAAAUAAUACCUAAUGGCGACUACCUAGUGGUAUGAAAUCGUUAUUUUUUUCGAUAUUUCUAAUAUUGUCGACAGUAGUCGGUUUGCUAAUAAAUGGGUACAUUUUGAUGGUGAUAAUUUUAACAAAACAAAUUAAAUCGGCCAACCAUAUACUUCUUUUCCACUUAGGUACAAUCGAUAUUUGUAUAGGAAUUAUAUUUCUAGUAUUUUUCAUACCGGGAGCACACGGUAAAGAAUGGGAGUCCGCUGGGUUGCCAUGUCUGUUUCAUGGAUUUAUCUUCACUUUCUUACAACCUUUGGCUCUAUGGACGAUAUGCGGAUUGAAUUGUGAUAGAUUCUAUAUAAUAUGUGUACCGCUACAUUACAAUCGAAUCAUUACGUCUAAAAAGGUUUUAAUAGCUUUAGGUGUUGUUUGGACGACAUCUCUCAUUCUAAGUACGCCACCUUUUUUUGAAAUAACUCCGUUUACUUUUACACCCCGUUUGGGUGCUUGUCAACCGGAAAGAUCAACAGGAAGCGGAAUUCUAUGGUAUUCAAUUAUAUAUACGACUUUUUCAUUAUUCUUACCGGCGUUCUUCAUUAUAUUUUCCAAUGUCAAGAUAUUUAUCAUAGCUCGCUACCAUAGACAUAGAAUAGCCUCCGCAAUAUUCCAAGUGGCAAUUUCAGCGCAGGUAGCUAUAACUCACCAAAAAAACCCCUUAUCUAUGUCUUUAGAACAAAUAGCGUCGCCGCCGUCAGGGCCGAAGUUCCACAGCGCCCUGUAUACUCUUCUUCAAAUAGUCGGUUCAUUUUUCAUACUUUAUCUACCGUAUUAUUUCGUUAUUUUAUGGGAGGCUGUCGUAGAUUCGUUCUACAAUAGCGACGGUAACAAAGCGUUGAAUUCCAUUUUUUACACGAUCUCUUCGAGUCUGUUAUUAUUCACAGUGCCGGUGAACGGUUUCCUAUAUGGUGUGAAAAGUAAACAGUUGCGGCAAGUUUUCAAAAACUACUGGAGGAAAAAGCAAACGGCGCACGAUUUGAACCAAGAAAUCCAAGCUAGAACACCCUCAGUUUGCGGCAGUCGACGCCCUUCACUUUUGAUUAAUUCGAAAAAUAUGUUAGCAGAUGUCAAUAAAAUAUUGAAAUCGCCGUUGAAAGGACAAAACAAUUCGAACACGUUGCAGGUGCCAAGUAGUUAUAAUCAAGAAGUAUCACUAGUAACGGAAGAUGAAAUUUACCGUAAAUUACAAUCUAAUAGUUCUGGCUCAAGAUAUAGAUUUCUACACAGUAUUUUUGGCGGUAGUAAGAAGAAUCAUAAUGUGUCAAAUAUGUAUAUACCUCUAAAAUCUACCUUUCAAAAUGCGAGAGAGAAAAAAUCACCAACUAUUUUAUUAACGAAGGCUUCUUCGGAAAAAAGUGUGUCUAGCACCGAUAGCGAUAUUAAAAUAUGUGAACCAUUGCUGGACAAGGAUAAUCAGUCGAAUUGUGUUAAGAUGAAGAAGAGGAAGUGUCAUAUCUUAGAAUCGAGCACCUUCAAGCCCCUAACUACAGACGUAACUAGCUUUAACGAAGAAACUAGCAACCGACCUCAAACUUCUACAUAUCAAGAUUGAAUAUAUGUUGUAGUCAAUCCAAACAAUCAUAUACAAUAAUAACAACGUCAAAUAUAGAUGCUUAAAAACUUA